UAUAAAUGUUUUUUAGGACUAAUUAUUGGAAACUAAGACAACUUUAUAACCGAUAGAUAGCAUUAAGUUAGAAAACAUCUGGAUAUACAAUGUUUAGCACAAAAUGAACUAAAUAUAAAUUAAAUUGAUUAACAAGAUGUCCCACAGAAUACAUGGUGUUUGAUUAAAACAUAAACAAACGGCCUGUUAAAUGUCGCCCAACAGACACUCGUCUAUAUAUUUAACCAUCAUAAUUUUUAUUUCGUUUCAAAUAUCCAACAUAUUAUGCGAUAAGCUAACUGCGUCAUACGAGGACGAUGACGAGCACGCACCCGACCCCGUGUGCGCCGAGCAUCCGGACAGUGGGGUCGGCGCUAAGCUAAUGCACGGCUGGUAUUUCAACGUAGAGAUAUCCCAGUGUCGGGAAAUGGUGUACAGAGGACACGGAGGUAAUGGCAAUCGGUUCCCCACUUUACACGACUGCGAGCACCGGUGUAUGAGAAAGUACGUGGAGGGCGCUCUCGACUCCGGGCCCAAGAUUAAGGCGCCCAUCAAUCAUCGUAUGAAAGAAGUGAAAAAGCACUUCAGCUAUCGGUUGACACCAGUGGAGAGGCAUUCAGAACACCGCAAAUCCCGGGGCGAAUUCGAUGAGGAAUACGGAAUAUUCUCUGAUACGGAACAGCUCUAUCCCGAACAGAAACCCAUCAAAAAAUAUGAUAAAUUCUUCACCAAAUAUGUGAGCCCUCGGAUCGACGAUCACACAAAUGCUGUCCAUUCGCCACAACUCCACGAAAACGCCGACUUCGGCGCUAUUCUUAAGCGCAUUACCGAUGAAGAAUCUGAACAAACGGAUACUACCACUGAAUCGACGGAUACGACCACUGAAUCGACGGAUACAACGACUAAAGCCAUUAAUGCAAACAAUGGCGACAGGUCUGGAGACAAGAAUCUACAGACGAGUCUACAGAAUAUGGAGUGGGAAUUAAAAGCAGUCAACUACAACAACCCCACGCAAAAGGUGCAAAAUUAUAAAAUGAUAAACAAGGUCAAAGUAUAUCCUCCGCCCGCAUCCAAUGUAGCCGAAGAUAUGAGAGAGUAUGAAGUGCUUGAGUCCAAGAAUAUAAACGCAUCGCACAGUUAUGUUAACGUAAAACAAACUUCACUAUUGCCGGGCACGAGGAGUAAUACCCCGGUGGGCAAAAUCCGUCAAAUUAUUGGAUUUAUACCCAUUGUUAACAGGGCUUUUGGGACCAAGUGCUGGGACGACGUCGGGUGCUUCUCGGCCAUGACCUUUAAGGACAUAGAGAUGGGAGAUAUUGCACUCUUGCCGAUGAGCGCAAAGCAAUUGAAUUACGCUCUGUCGGCGGCCAAUACCCAAGUGGUCGGUGCGUUGAUUGCUUUCUUCAUAAACCGGAUUUGUGCGGACACUUACGGACGCGAUGUAAUCACAAACGAUCAAUUUUAUUUGGUUGGUCACAGUCUGGGCGCACAUGUGGUGGGAUUUGCCGGCAAACGGCUUAUCAAUCCACAAGUGCACAGAGUCACGGGCCUCGACCCCGCGGGACCGGGAUUUGAGGCGAAUAGUACUAACAUAAGACUGGCGUAUACGGAUGGAAAGGAGGUGGACAUUAUUCACUCAGAUAUGGCCAGUAUGGUGCUAGAUGGUUUGGGUCUCAAUGAGACCAUCGGUGACAUCGAUUUCUAUCCUAAUGGAGGAUAUAUGCAACCCGGGUGUCCUCAAACCAACUUGGUGGUCAGUGUAUUGAAGGCGUCGGCCACCCUAUCGUGUUCUCAUUGCAGGGCAUAUGAUCUCGCCAUCGCUUAUGACAGACCCAACGAUCUAUGUCUGCCAAUAGGCUAUGAGUGCGAUUCGUACGCCAUGUUUGUUGAGGGCCGGUGUGUCAACUGUGACAACAUUAACGGCAUAACCCGGUGUCAGCUCAUGGGUCUCUACCCGUUGGAGAGGAGAGACACUAACAUUACGGCCCAAUAUUUUAAGGGAAAGGGACACAAACUCUACUUGAAUACCGGCGAUGGAAAACCAUUAUGCCUGACUCACUAUCAGAUAGCUUUACACGUGACGGCCGACUCGGAGGCGGGCGCUCGCGGACAGAUCGCGCUGAAUAUAGGCGCCUGGUAUGAGGGCGGCCAACGCAAUAUGACCAACAUCCGGACCAUGUCCAAUAUAGUUCCCGGCAAAGUUCAUACUAUGCUAUUGACGACAACUGAUUUGAUCACUAAUAUAACGAGCGCUUCGUUUAGUUGGAUCCGAAAUGAUUACUCCGUGUGGUUGUGUCCCGUAGAGAACGUGGCGAUCACACCGGACGGGUCGCCGCUAUACUUCACGGUAUGCGAGAAUAAGGAUCAGUUGCCAAAGUCUGCCAAACAGAUAUUGCCAUCAGCUUUGGUACCCUUCACGAGCUCUAAUGAUAUCUAUUCUACAAGACAUCACAACGAGUAUGUAGUCUACGGACCAAAAUAUUUUAGGGCUGAACUCGAUGACAAUGUGGUGCAACCUAGAUCUGCCACAUCUGCCAAAGGGUUGGAUCCGUUUAGACGUUUGGGAAGUUUAGAUAUAUUAAGUGAAUUGCGAGAAGACGUCAGUAGAUUUAUAUCUAAAAUACCAAUCAUUGGUCGUAGUUUAGGCACCGAGUGUUGGGCCACAAUUGGCUGCUUCUCUGCCUUGACUUUUAAAGACAUAGUGAACGGACACAUAGCUGUCCUUCCGUUGGGACCGCAAGAGAUUAAUAUAACGUUUCAAAUGUAUUCACACGGAUCUCAACAUCAAUCAAUUGAACUGAAAAUUGAUUUUAAGAAAAGUCAGCUCAAAAACUUUGACCCAAACCAUAGGACGGCAGUUAUUAUCCACGGAUUCAUGGGUCACAUUCAAGAAUGGAUGAUAGACAUCAAAGACACAUUGUAUUCAAUGGCAACUGGUAAUGAUAGUUUUAACGUAGUGUUAGUCGAUUGGCAUAAGGGAGCGGAGGCCAAUUACCCGUUGGCCGCGUCCAACACCCGAGUGGUGGGCGCUCUCAUCGCUGAGUUUAUUCAACGACUUUGCGAGCGAUUUGACGGUUUAACAAACGAGCGCUUUUGGCUCAUUGGCCACAGUCUGGGCGCCCAUACGGCCGGAUAUGCCGGCAAACGGCUUACUAAACCACAAGUGGGCAGAUUAACUGCGAUGGACCCGGCGGGGCCCGGAUUCAGGACUAAUGAAUCUGAAUGGAGAUUAAGCCUUAAGGACGCCUCAGUGGUAGAUGUGAUCCAUACAGAUAUGUCCGACUCCUUUGACGACGGGUUGGGCGUCAAUGAAGCCAUCGGUGACUUUGAUUUCUUUCCAAAUGGUGGCAAAUAUCAGGCAAAUGAUAAUUAA
Molecule: messenger RNA, 3352 nt
Organism: Medioppia subpectinata
Lineage: Eukaryota; Metazoa; Arthropoda; Arachnida; Sarcoptiformes; Oppiidae
Source: the annotation of a GenBank genome assembly